GAAAAGCCAAAGGGAGGAAAGGCUUGGCAGCGGCGAGGAAGCAGAGAAACCAGGCGAGGGAGGGAGGCUGGCCUUGGGAACCCUUUUGAACCCGGUCUUUCCUCUCCUGGGCGAUGAGGAAGGCUUCAGAAGAAGCCGGGGAGUGGGAGGACGGUUCUUUCCCUUCAUUUCUUUAAAGCCCCGCAACAAUCUUGAGGUUCCUGAUAAGAAGAGGUGUGGAAUAAAACAUAAAUAUGGCGAAGGUGAUCAAAUUGUUUCAUACUCUCAGAAAUCAUUGGAAGAAAACUACAGUCGGGGCUUGCCUGCUCACAUGGGGAGGAAACUGGCUGUAUGGAAAACAUUGUGAUAACUUGCUAAGGAGAGCUGCAUGCCAAGAAGCACAGGUGUUUGGCAACCAGAUUAUACCUUCUAGCAUGCAGAUAAAGAAAGCAACUGUUUUUCUCAACCCUGCAGCUUGUAAAGGAAAAGGCAGGAGUCUUUUUGAAAAGAAUGCAGCCCCAAUUCUUCACUUGUCUGGUAUGGAUGUGACUGUGGUGAAGACAGAUUAUGAAGGGCAAGCAAAGAAGUUGCUUGAACUGAUGGAAAACACAGACAUGAUCAUUAUUGCAGGAGGAGAUGGAACUGUACAAGAGGUCAUAACUGGGCUUCUCCGAAGGGCAGAUGAGGCAGUUUUCAGUAAGAUUCCUAUUGGAUUUAUUCCCCUUGGAAAAACCAGCACCUUAAGUCACACUCUUUAUCCUGAGUGUGUAAACCAAGUCCAAUGUAUCACGGAUGCUACCUUGUCUAUAUUGAGAGGAGAGACUAUUCCUGUUGAUGUAUUGCAGAUCAAGGGAAACAAAGACCAGCCUGUAUUUGCAGUAACUGGUUUACGAUGGGGAUCUUACAGAGAUGCGGGAGCAAAAGUCAGCAAGUACUGGUAUCUUGGACCUCUGAAAAUCCAAGCAGCUCAUUUCUUUAAUACAUUAAAGGAGUGGCCUCAGAAACAUCUCGCCUCCCUUUCUUACUUGGGUCCAACUCCAAGACCCCCCGAGGAGCCUGAGAAGAAGACUUCUAGACCUCCUUUAUAUGCCAGGAUUUACAAGAGGCUGUCACAUUACUGGGCACCUGCCCCCACAGAAACCGCCAAAGAGGUGACACCAGAGCUCUGGCAAGAAAUGCAGCUGUCAGCCAUUGAAUUCUCUGUCACUACUCAGAACAGACAUCUUGACUUGAAACAUACAGAGGACUUCAUGAAUAUUUGCAUUGAACCAGAUACAGUCAGCAAGGGAGACUACAUAAAAAGAGGAAGUCAAAAGAUGGAGGAGCCCCACAUGUGUCCAGAAGGAAGCCAGUUUCUUCAGGCUAGUCGAUGCAUCUUGCAACUUCCAGAGGAUUCAGAAGGCUCAUUAUCUAUAGACAGUGAAGAGUAUGAAGCAAUGCCAUUGGAGGUGAAGUUGUUACCCAGGAAGCUCAAAUUCUUCUGUGACGCCAGCAAAAAAGAUCAAAUGCUUCACAGUACAUCGUAACACAAGAUGUCAGCAGUUCCAUUUUAAAAACAGUGCUCUGAAAUGUCCAUUUGCCAAGAGUUAAGAUGAACUGCAGCCAUGACCAGUGCCAAAGGAAAUAGAUGUAAAAUAUUUCUGAGAAAGCUCCAUUUGGUUGCCUUGUUAACGGAACUGUUCAGUGAAUGGACCCUGAAAAUUCUUUGCUCUUUCUCGACAAUACUGAAAUCCUUUGUGUUGCUGGAUUGCUGCCUUUCAAAUUCUCAGAGAAAAAUAGGCGCUAGUCAUAGACAUUGAUCAUUUUACGAAGGAAUUUUUCCUUCUUUCACUACAUCUGUGACAGUUGUAUGUAUUUCAAAAGAGUGAACAAUGGCACAAUACUCUCAUUUGCAAUAUGGAUUUGUAAAAUGUAGGCAUAUCAAAAGCUAAGCACUGAAAAGUCAUAGACAUAAUGUUUCAGACAUGAAUUAUGUCUUGCCUAAUCUGUGUCAGAUGCCUCUUUGGUAUUUCUCAAUUAAAACAUGUUGUUUCUA
This is a messenger RNA of Anolis sagrei ordinatus, 2014 nucleotides long. It is a transcript of the gene AGK, whose product is annotated as acylglycerol kinase. NCBI's taxonomy places the organism in Eukaryota, Metazoa, Chordata, Lepidosauria, Squamata, Anolidae. Gene Ontology annotation, molecular function: ceramide kinase activity; ATP-dependent diacylglycerol kinase activity; acylglycerol kinase activity. Gene Ontology annotation, cellular component: membrane; cytoplasm; mitochondrion. The record is from RefSeq and is a predicted model, not a curated record. Gene Ontology annotation, biological process: sphingosine biosynthetic process; phosphorylation; ceramide biosynthetic process.